GUGACGUGUCUGCCAGCGUCCGGCUGUGGCGGCGGCGGUGGCGGCAGCGGCGGGUGGGAAAUGGCGGAGUAUUUGGCCUCCAUUUUCGGCACAGAAAAAGACAAAGUCAACUGUUCAUUUUACUUCAAAAUUGGAGCCUGUCGUCAUGGAGACAGAUGUUCAAGGUUGCAUAAUAAGCCAACCUUUAGCCAGACCAUCUUGAUUCAAAACAUCUAUCGUAACCCCCAAAACAGUGCACAGACGGCUGACGGCUCACACUGUGCAGUGAGUGAUGUCGAAAUGCAAGAGCACUAUGAUGAAUUCUUUGAGGAGGUUUUUACAGAAAUGGAAGAAAAAUAUGGUGAAGUUGAGGAGAUGAAUGUUUGUGAUAACCUUGGGGAUCAUCUUGUAGGAAAUGUCUAUGUAAAGUUUCGCCGUGAAGAAGAUGCAGAAAAGGCUGUCAUUGACUUAAACAAUCGCUGGUUUAAUGGACAGCCAAUUCAUGCAGAGCUUUCACCUGUGACUGAUUUCAGAGAAGCUUGCUGUCGCCAAUAUGAAAUGGGAGAAUGUACUCGAGGAGGCUUCUGUAACUUUAUGCAUCUGAAACCUAUCUCUAGGGAACUACGACGAGAGUUAUAUGGGCGUCGUCGUAAGAAGCAUAGGUCCCGAUCAAGAUCUCGUGAACGUCGUUCUCGAUCGAGAGAUCGUGGCCGUGGUGGUGGCGGCGGCGGCGGCGGUGGUGGCGGUGGCGGCGGUGGUGGUGGUGGAGGAGGAAGGGAACGUGAUAGGAGGCGGUCAAGAGAUCGUGAAAGAUCUGGUCGAUUCUGAGCCAUGCCAUUUUUACUGUAUGUCUGCUAGAAAGUCUUGUAGUUGAUUGACCAAACAGAGUUCAUAAUGAAAAUUUUUUUUCUAAAAAACAACAAAACAAAAAAAAAGAUGGGCUUCUGAAUAAAAUUUGUAGUGAUACAGUAUUCUUGGCGUAACUGUUUCUUGUGGGAAAUCUUAUUAAUUUUCAUUUCUUUACCUCGUCAAAUGCAUGACCUGGCAGUGCUUGAGGUGAAGGUAAUACAGAUUCCCUGCCCUUUAAAUGUUUGGGGAUAUAUAAAACCUGAUUUGUGAACUUUUAUAGAAAACUUAUUUGAAGAAACCAUAAACUGAGCAAGUAACUAACUAAACCAGCUUGAUGCAUAAAAAUAACUUUUAUAAUAUUUUCUUUCCUGCUAUGCCAGUGUCAGGUUAAUUUAAACAGACCUGGAGACAUCCUUUUUAUUUACUCUGUAGAAAUAUUUAGCUAGAAACUUGAUUUGUGACCAGAAAUCUCUGCACUGUAAACUAGCAUAUUUACAGUAAAGCCAAUUUUUUAGUAUAAAAUAAUUGUCUUAGUGUAUCUUUGAUGGAAAUUGAUAGUGUUGUCUGUAUAUAAUUAUAGGUUUUUUUAAAUGGUAUUUCAUGCAUAAUGCCCUCAAAUUAGAGUAGUGCCUAGAACAUCAGUAUUAAGAUCAUUCCAAUAUUGAUAGUAUCUCAUAACAGUUCCAUUAGGCCAUUCUGCCCCAAUUGGCAUUGCACUAGGGAAAUUAAAUCUUUUAAAUUAGAAUAAUAUAUCCUUAAGGGCUUCUCCAUCAAAAAUUACCUAAAAAUCCAAUUUAUUCAUAUUUAAUUUUCCUACUUUGUACAAGUAGUAUGAUAGUGGUGGUUUUACAUUUAAAUUUCUAUAAUUGCUAACUUCCAUUGAUUAAUAAUACUAUUUAAAUACUGGCAGCUGAAAGAAUUUUUUUCCCCAUUCUUUCUGUGCAUAGUGGAACUAAGAUUAAAGUUAAGAAUAAAAAAGUUUUUAAAGAAAGGAUCAAAGGCCAACUCAAUACACGUCUUAUGUGAUAGACUAGAAAAACAUUAGAGUUUCAACAAGUGUUUUCCAAGUCUACUUUAUUAUGAUUGUUCAUUAUGAUGUAGGGGAACCUUUAUUGUAUAUGUAUUUAAAAAUCAGCUUUUCACUGUAUAUGCAGUUCCCCUCUGUUCAAUUUAAUUUUCAAAAAAUGCACAUUGCUGUGUUGGAGAGAGCACCCUGCUUUUCAAAAGCCAGAAAUUCAAUAAAUCUUUAAAAAUAACAUUCUCAGCCUAUAUUUUUCAUGAAAGUAAUGUUUAUGAAAUACACUUGAUAAAAAAUAAUUCUUUUGAUUAAUGAAAUUAAUUCCAUUGAUGAUAACUCAGAUAUGAUGUGUAGAAAUUUGAUAUUGGGUCUUUUUGCUCCAAGAAUCACCAUACCAAUUAUAUGGGGAGGGGGGAACUUAAGAAAAUUAAUUUUUAGUUAGUAAACCAGUUAACUUAGUUUUGAUCAUUGUAUCUUCCCUCCAAAGUAAACAUGAAGUCAGUAAUUUGGUGCAUCAUAGAUUUCAGUGAAAACUUGUAAUCGCCAUUUAGACAAAAAAGGUAGGGAAAGUUUUACUUUGUAUUUCUUGAUUUUUUUCCUAUGAACCUAGUUUAUAAUUAAAGUCUUAAAGCUGCUCUAAGCAAUUUCAACUGAAAUUAAUGAAGAUUCAGUUUACAUAGCAAAACUGAGGAAACCUACUCACUUCAUACCUCCCCCUCUGUGCCCCUAAUACAGGACUGGAAUAAGGAAGAAGAGGAAAGUUUUGUUCCAAAGAUGACAUCACACUGUGUUGCUACUUCUGUUUGAGUAUGCUAUGAUCUCAACUGGUGAAUAACAGCUAAUAAACAUUAAACAAACUCAUGGAAUCAGCCUACUGGAAGUAAAGUAAUAACUUUACUUGGGUCCAUGAAAUUUUUCUUUUUGAUUGGAAUUUAUCCCAAGUGACUUCCUUUUUUGCUUUAGGUUAAAAUCCAAUUAUUUCUGUAAAAUGUUGCUUGUCCAUGCAUAUUAUAUGAUGUAUGUUUAAAAGAUUGUAAAACCAAAUGGAGAAAAGUUGUUGAAAAUAAAGGUUUUUUUAAAUAAGGAA
Molecule: messenger RNA, 2933 nt
Organism: Sarcophilus harrisii (Tasmanian devil)
Lineage: Eukaryota; Metazoa; Chordata; Mammalia; Dasyuromorphia; Dasyuridae
Gene: U2AF1
Product: U2 small nuclear RNA auxiliary factor 1
Exons: 8
Coding region: 61-807 (248 amino acids)
Biological process (GO): mRNA splicing, via spliceosome
Cellular component (GO): spliceosomal complex; U2AF complex
Molecular function (GO): metal ion binding; pre-mRNA 3'-splice site binding
Source: RefSeq, a predicted model, not a curated record